Drosophila ananassae is the source of this 2274-nucleotide messenger RNA. Its product is annotated as sodium/potassium-transporting ATPase subunit beta-1. The record is from RefSeq and is a predicted model, not a curated record. Lineage: Eukaryota; Metazoa; Arthropoda; Insecta; Diptera; Drosophilidae. The transcript is spliced from 4 exons. Gene Ontology annotation, biological process: potassium ion import across plasma membrane; sodium ion export across plasma membrane; intracellular potassium ion homeostasis. Bases 509 to 1438 code for a protein of 309 amino acids. Gene Ontology annotation, cellular component: sodium:potassium-exchanging ATPase complex. Gene Ontology annotation, molecular function: ATPase activator activity.
CUCUUAGUACGGCGUUGUUUUGACGUGAUCAUUUGUGAAUCGUGGGUCGGUGAGCGCGCAACACGCAGUACGCAUCUUGCAGUUCGCAGCUCGCAGUUCGAAAACCACUCGAGAGCUCCCCAACGACUUUCCCGUAUCUCCCUGCGGUGUGUGUGUGUAUGAUUGUGCGAAGGUUUUUCGCGGUCUGAAACCUUUCCCAAUUCGCUUUUGAAAAAAACAUUCAAUUUUUUGGCCAAACACACAGUUGCGUAAUUAAACAUUUUUCAAAAGCCAAAUACCACACAUUUAAGAGUGCUGCGUGUGCAAAAUCAAAAAGAGAAUUUUAGCCCCCAGACUGCUGAAUCAUACUAUAUAUUCCUCGUCGUAAAGUAGAUAUACAUAAAUCAGUUUCUGUAGCCUUCACACCGUCCACGUCAUCGGUGGAAAAUACAAAAACCAACAAAUUUUCGAAAUAAGCAAUUUCUCAAAAACCUAAAACCGUAAACCAGUGCAAGCGGAGAACGUGAAAAUGUCGAAGAAUAACGGAAAAGGCGCCAAAGGCGAAUUUGAAUUCCCGCAACCAGCUAAAAAGCAAACCUUUUCGGAAAUGAUCUAUAGUCCCCAGGAUGGAACGUUUUUUGGUAGAACCGGAAAGAAUUGGGGUCAACUCUUGUUGUUCUACACCAUUUUCUACAUCGUCCUGGCGGCCCUGUUCACCAUUUGCAUGCAAGGACUCCUGUCCACCAUCAGCGACACUGAGCCCAAGUGGAAGCUUCACGAGUCGCUGAUAGGCACCAAUCCAGGACUGGGAUUCCGUCCCCUGAGCGAGCAGACCGAACGAGGCUCUGUCAUUGAGUUUGACAGCAAGAAGCCAGCCGAGAGCGACUACUGGAUCGAGCUGAUUGAUGACUUCCUCCGGGAGUACAACCACACUGAGGGCCGGGACAUGAAGCACUGCAAUUUCGGACAGCAGAAAGAUCCCAGCGAUGUGUGCGUUGUGAACAUCGAUUCAUUCGGCGGUUGCUCCAAGGCCAAUAGCUACGGUUACAAGUCCAACCAGCCAUGCAUAUUCCUGAAGCUGAACAAGAUCUUUGGCUGGGAGCCGGAGGUGUACGACGAAGCGGAAAAGGACAUGCCCGAGACUCUGAAGUACUACAUGAAAGACAAGAGUCCUGAGCAGCUUAAGCAAAUCUGGGUGAGCUGCAAUGGGCACUUGAGCAAGGACAAGGAGAACUUCGAGAACAUAAAUUACUAUCCCAGUCAUGGAUUCCCCAGCUACUACUACCCGUUCCUGAACCAGCAAGGCUACCUGAGUCCCUUGGUCGCCGUGCAGUUCAUCUCCCCGCCCAAGGGUCAAAUGCUGGACAUCGAGUGCCGGGCUUGGGCCAAGAACAUCAUCUACAGCGGCAGUGCUCGCGACCGUAUGGGUUCGGUGACCUUCCAGCUUCUGGUGGACUAAGUCCCUGGAAAUCGUGUCGGAAUCUUUGUGAUCGCCACAACAAAUACUAGCCAUAUGCUAGACGAGGAUAUGGCAGCCUCAUCGCAGACCAACUACCAUCUAACUAGCAGCGAUAAAAAUACACGUAUUUGCAUAUAAAGAGAUAUAUGGAGCUAGUAUCUUUAGGUUUUCAAGAGUAUUGUAUAUAUUUAUAUGAAAGAGGGAUUAUCCGAGCGUCAAUUGAAUCCAAAAUUCUGGCCCAUUACAAAUGAAAAAAAAAUUGAAAAAAAAAAACAAAUGAAAUCAUUAAAUCAAAGUUUAAAUCGUCCACCUGCAACUGUUGUUAUAGCUUUUGGCUUGUCUACUGCUAUAAGUUGUUAUUUUUAAUAUUUAUCUUAUUUGAUUAAACCGCCUUGUAAUUACGAUCAUUAGUUUCUGUCAGUUGAAUUUAGUUUGUAUUUAUUAAUGUUUGUAUAAACAUCAUGCACGAAAUUCCUUGUGUUCUCCACACUUCCUAGGAUCGUUCGAUUUGUACAAAGAACUAAAUAAAUAAAUCUUAAAUGUUAAUCAUAUACAAAAACGGGAACAUCCUGCAAGUUUAUUUUAUAAAACGUCUUACUAUUAUAAUUUUUCUAUCUGGAAAAAUAUCGAGAGCCUUUAAUUUAGUGCAAUUGUUUUAGCAGAAAACUACAGUGAAACCUAAUAUCAUUGAUUAAAAUGAAGAAUAAAUAUAAUAUAUUUAUCAAUAAUUGUAAAAUUUUUGAGUAACACUAGCGAGUAACAUGAAUAUGAGCCAAUUAUUUCUUUUCUGUUGCUUUAGUGAUUGAAUAAAUAAAUGAGUAACUAGUUUUGUCGCA